CUAGAAGCUAAAGUAAUGGUGGAGGGUACGCUCAGCAUGCCCGCACAGACUCGCGAGACACAAAAAGACUUUGAGUCUAGGAGAGAAGCAUCAUGAAAAGUAUGGACUUUUAGGAAACUUAAAACUCCUCUUUCGUCUGUAGACACCUCGACCCGGAAGGUAACCAUCUGAAGCUAGCCGAGUUUCUACGGGUGCCGGGAGGAGGACGUGUGCACAAUCCUCCUUGCACCACGAGAGGCGCCGGUGUCUCUAGUGGUGGCGUCCGCUUCUACGGAGAUUGCAGCUUCUGUCUGAUUGUUUUUCCUUUCCUCCUCCAUCCCGUCCACAUCCCACAGCUUAGUGUAGAGACCCAUGUUUGGUGGAGCCUGACCAAUCUCACUCCCUUACAGCGGAACUUCCCACCAGAGGAUUGUGGAGACCAGCUAGGUUGAAAUGGAGAACCAAGAAUCAACAGAUUCUUCUCAGAACGCCAAACAGCACAUUAUUUCAGAGGAGUUGAUUUCGGAAGGAAAAUGGGUCAAAUUUGAAAAAACAACUUACAUGGAUCCUACUGGUAAAACUAGAACUUGGGAAACAGUGAAACUCACAACCAGGAAGGGAAAAUCUGCUGACGCUGUGUCAAUCAUCCCAGUGCUGCAAAGAACUCUUCAUUAUGAGUGUAUUGUUUUGGUGAAGCAGUUCCGACCCCCAAUGGGUGGCUACUGCCUGGAGUUUCCGGCAGGGCUCAUUGACGAUGGUGAAAGCCCGGAAGCAGCUGCUCUUCGGGAGCUAGAGGAAGAAACUGGCUACAAAGGCGAUGUUGCUGAAUGUUCUCCAGCUGUGUGCAUGAAUCCGGGCUUGUCGAACUGCACCACACACGUCGUGACGGUGACCAUCAACGGAGAUGAUGCUGCAAAUGUGAGGCCGAAGCCCAGUCCAGGGGACGGAGAAUUUGUGGAAGUGAUUUCUUUACCAAAGAACGACCUCCUGACUAGACUGGACGCGUUGGUAGCAGAAGAACAUCUUACAGUGGAUGCCAGGGUCUACGCCUAUGCUCUGGCACUGAAACACGCGAACUCGAAGCCAUUUGAAGUGCCCUUCCUCAAAUUUUAAGGCCAAGAAGGACACUGGCCAUGUUUUGUAAAUGAGACCAUAAGGCCUUCACCGUUCAAUGUAUUCAAUUAAGUUUAAUGUAGAUCAGAAAUCCGCUUUUUCAUAAAAUAAAAGCAGCCCAGACUGCAUGUGGCAUGGAAUUGUAAUUACAGAGAGGAUGUAGCCUUCAUUUAAACUUGUUAAAUGCUCAUGAGAAAGAACAUAAAUGUAGGUAUGUAUGUUAAGAUUUCUUAAACUUCACCUAGUCUAGAAGGUGAGGGUAUUUCUCAGGAAUAGACUUGAGCUCCAAAUUAGGCUGGCUAUUUCCAUCCUCAACUCCUAAAAUAAAAAUUAUGUACUUAGGUCUGCAAAUAGCUAUUUAUUAGAUUCAAAAUAAGAUUUUGAUUAGAUUUCAAAAUAAGAGGGUUAGGUUUUGUUUUGAGACAAGGUCUCACUCUGCUGUUCUCACUAGCCUGAUAAUUGCUUUGCAGACUAGAGAUCCCCUGCCUGUCUCUGCCUCUCCAGAUGCUAGGAUUGAAGGUACACACCACCACACCUGGCCAAAAUAAGAGUUUUAAAAGAGAGACUCUGAUAGGGAGUUAAUUGGCUUCUCCUAAUUCUAAUUGAUUUGCCAUAUGGAAUUUGGGUACUUUAAAUGUAAAGUCAACAGAGAACAACGUUUGCAGUAAAUACUUAGCUACUUGUAGUACAUGCUUGUAAUCCACCUUUUUGGGAGGCUGAGGCAAGAUCAUAAAUGUGGCCAGCCUGGGCUGCAUAAUGAAACUUUAUCUUAAAAAUAACUUUUAAAAUGUAUUUGAUAUCCUUGUAAGGCCAUUUCAUUCCUAAAACAUGUCAAGACUAAUGCUUCCGUAGUGAACAUGGUUAACUCUUAAUAUAUUAAAGGCUAAGUUAAGAGAUUGAAAACUCAGGGUCCUUCCUGCAAGUGUGCAUAUACUUUAAUUUCCUAUCCUUACCUCAGAAAAUUGUCUACUAAAGCUAAAUCCAUAGGAAGAUUGGCAUUGACUCCACAUGUAUAUUAAUGUCAACGGGCAUGGGUAUAGGGAGAUAUAUUAGCCAGCUAUCUGAAAGGUAAAACUAUACUGGGAAUGCAACAAUGGUUUCCAUCGAGUGCCUGGAAAACUCAUCAGCCAACAGUUCUGCCAGUGCCCUUGUGAUGAGCUCGGCUAUGUGGUCUUGCAGUUCAGCCUCCAGCAGCACUCUCAGCAUGAUGCUUGCGGCCAGCUCAGUAUGUCUGCAGCUGGAUCCAGGUUCAAGGCAAACUCUCUGAACCCUACACAGUGGUUUACCGACAUACAGUCAGGAUCCAUGCUAAGUGUUAUCACCGACAGGUAUUUUUACGAAAAAGUAUAAGCUCUUUCUACAAAUCUUUAUAUUGGACUUGAGGAUGGAAAUAAUUCUGGAAUUUUAUAAACCAAAUCUGCUUUCCUAAUGAA
Arvicola amphibius (Eurasian water vole) is the source of this 2525-nucleotide messenger RNA. RefSeq names its product nudix hydrolase 5 (gene Nudt5). The record is from RefSeq and is a predicted model, not a curated record. Gene Ontology annotation, cellular component: nucleus. Gene Ontology annotation, molecular function: ADP-ribose diphosphatase activity. NCBI's taxonomy places the organism in Eukaryota, Metazoa, Chordata, Mammalia, Rodentia, Cricetidae. Gene Ontology annotation, biological process: ribose phosphate metabolic process; nucleoside phosphate metabolic process. The coding region runs from base 433 to 1092 and encodes 219 amino acids. The transcript is spliced from 10 exons.